Theileria orientalis strain Shintoku is the source of this 1650-nucleotide messenger RNA. RefSeq lists its product as hypothetical. The transcript has 13 exons. Gene Ontology annotation, cellular component: Ndc80 complex. The coding region runs from base 1 to 1650 and encodes 549 amino acids. NCBI's taxonomy places the organism in Eukaryota, Apicomplexa, Aconoidasida, Piroplasmida, Theileriidae. Gene Ontology annotation, biological process: attachment of mitotic spindle microtubules to kinetochore. The record is from RefSeq and is a predicted model, not a curated record.
AUGAGUACUAAAAAGGUCAUUAGCCGGAAGGAAUGUGUUACUGUAAUUUUGAAUUUCUUGGCCUGGAAAGACUACCAUCCGUGCUCGGAGAAGGACCUCCUUAAAUCGCCGCCCCUGAAUGUCCUGCUGAACAUCUGGAACUUUCUCUUCAGGCUCAUAGACUCCAAUGUGAACAUAACGAAGGAGAACAUGGCGGUCGAGGUUCCGAAGUUCUACAACGAGUUCGGCUACCCUCACACCAUGAAGACCUCGCACCUCAGAACGCCCACAGCUGACCACCAGUGGGAGUCAAACCUGGUGGCUCUGACUUGGCUGUGCAAGCUGCUGCUAUAUGAACACCAGAAUUUUGACAAGGAAUUUGAAAAUAAGACGAUGCUGAGACAGACCGACAGUUAUAUGUUCAAUGUCGCCUCGAAGAUGAACAUUAAGAAUACCUUGACGUCCAUGACGAUCACGGAGCUGACGAACAAGCACUUCCAGUUUUACAUAAAGAGCGAGGAGACUGGGAAGUCAAUUGCGAAUGACGUGGACGCUAAGCUCAAUAAUAUGAUCGCAAAACUGCAGUCGAGUGUCGAUUCGAAGAAGAGUGAGCUUGAGACUCUGCGUUCAAGUUCAGUGAAGAUGCAAAACGACAUAGAGGAGUUCGAUAAACUUAAGGAGCGAGUGAGCACUCUGUCCCUAGAGCUAUCCCAAAUUGAGACGCUGACUGAGAACAUAAAGGAUUACUGCACUAGACUGAAACGUGAGCUUGACUCAUCAAAACACAUUCUCAAUGAGGAAACCAACUAUUUGUUGGAGCUUGAGAGUAAGAAUAAGGAGAUAAACGACAUGAUGAAGACCAGAAUAGACGGCAACGAUAUCAGGGGCUUGAAUAUAGCAAUAAACGAGCUGAAGAUAAGCCUAUCAAAUUCUGUGAAGAACAUAAAGGAUUUGGAGAUGGAAAUACCAACUCUGUCGUCAAAUGUUACAAACACUAAGCAUAACUUGGCAAAAUCGCUAUCAUCCGUUAGUUUGUUUAACCUAAUUCCCUCUCAGGUCUCUAAGACUUAUCAACUCAUAAUGAACAGUCUAUCUACCCAUGGCAUAGAUGUAAGCUAUUGGAAAAAGCUGGAUAGGCUCCUAAAGUCAGUUGAUGAGCAUUCUGUGGAUAAGCUCCUUUCGAUCACUGAUAACUGCCUAAAAAUCGUGGAUGAAGCCCUCGUUAGUGAGACUUUGACCUUUAAAAACGAGUCUGAGGUGAAGAUACAGCACAAUGAGACCCUGUCCGACCUUGAGAAGAGUGAGAAGCUUCUGAAGGAGGAAAUCGCAGAGCUGCAGGCCAAGGAGUCCGAGUAUUUCAAGUCCAGCCUCUUCAACAAGGAAAAAUCGCAAAUUAUCUCUGAGACUGACUACAUUGUCUCUAUUAUCAAGUCCACUGCCAAGGAUGAAAUGGUUUUUAAGCUUAUUAUCUCACUCUUAUUUCAGGAAAACAGCAAGCGGGAGCUUGAAAACGCCACCAACGACCUUCAACAGGCACACAAGCGCCUAUCUGAGGAAAAAUUCCAGGCUAAAUCAAACUUAAACCGCUAUUUGAACAACAUUAAAGAGCUCGUUGAGAAGGUAGAAGAUUACAAGUCCAGAAACUGCAACAUGAUGAAGGAGUUAGUUUAA